Molecule: messenger RNA, 348 nt
Organism: Emiliania huxleyi CCMP1516
Lineage: Eukaryota; Haptophyta; Isochrysidales; Noelaerhabdaceae
Exons: 3
Coding region: 1-348 (115 amino acids)
Biological process (GO): protein ubiquitination; modification-dependent protein catabolic process
Cellular component (GO): cytoplasm; nucleus
Molecular function (GO): ubiquitin protein ligase binding; protein tag activity
Source: RefSeq, a predicted model, not a curated record
AUGCAGAUCUUCGUCAAGACGCCGACCGGCAAGUCCAUCACGCUUCGCAUCGCGGCCUCUGACUCGAUGAACUUCUUGAAGGCGCAGAUCGAGGACAAGGAGGGCAUCCCGCCCGACCAGCAGCGCCUGAUCUUUGCGGGCAAGCAGCUCGAGGACGGCCACACCCUGUCGGACUACAACAUCCAGGAGGAGUCGACCCUGCACCUUGUCCUCCACCUGCGCGGCGGCAUGAUGCACAUCACGAGCGGCCGCCUCGACUACGAGGACCUCGCGAAGGUCAGGUCAGCUCUGCUGCCGCCGAGGGCCGCCCCUCGCCGUCGGCCGCGCUGCCGCGCAGCGCGCCCUUGA